CAUCACGCCUGUGACAGCAUUUGUCAACAACAUUCAAAUCAAGACACUCCAAAAUGGCGGAUCGUGAAGAGGACCCAGAGAAUGAGGACACAUGUGAGGUGGUCGACCUGACACAAUAUGCUAGGCGUCAACAAUGGUGGGGCUGCCUAUUUGGUGGGAACAAUUCGGGUCCUAUGGCUGAGAAGUAUUCGGUGGCCACACAAAUAGCACUGGGUGGUGUGAGUGGCUGGUGUGCGGGAUAUCUUUUCCAGAAGGUGGGGAAGAUCGCAGCCACCGCUGUGGGUGGAGGAUUCCUGUUGUUACAGAUAGCCAACCACAGUGGCUAUGUGCAGGUGGACUGGAAGAGAGUGGAGAAGGAUGUCAACAAAGCCAAGAGGCACCUGAAGAAGAAAGCCGACAGGGCUGUACCAGAGCUCAACUCUUUCAUCGACCAGUCCACAGAGUUUGUGAAGACAAACAUGAUCGUCACCAGUGGAUUCUUUGGAGGCUUCUUGCUUGGGCUGGCAUCCUAAGAACACCCCAGGGGCCUGCAGUUUUAGAUAAGAAUCACUUGAGAGGUCUGGCUGUGAAGUGAAAUGCCCUUUUAAAAACGUGGUGGGAACAACAAGAACAGAUGCACAGCACAAUAUAUCAAAUUGAGCCAAUUACACAACCUGCAAAAAAAGGUAAUGUAGUUGUAAAUACUCUGUAAUGUGUACUUACUAUGCUGUUUCACAAUACCCACCUGUCUAUCUACCAUGUAAUUGCAUGGUUUUAGCACCACCUGAUAGAAACUGGAACCAAGAUAUCCUGCUGCUCCACCAUAUAAACAAAACCGUGUUUCUAGCUAGGCUUUUAGCCCCCAACUCAAGGCAAUUGGGUACAACCCAAAACCUUGUUUCUAGCUAGGCUUUUAGCCCUCAACUCAAGGCAAUUGGGUACAACCCAAAACCGUGUUUCUAGCUAGGCUUUUAGCCCCCAACUCAAGGCAAUUGGGUACAACCCAAAACCGUGUUUCUAGCUAGGCUUUUAGCCCCCAACUCAAGGCAAUUGGGUACAACCCAAAACCGUGUUUCUAGCUAGGCUUUUAGCCCCCAACUCAAGGCAAUUGGGUACAACCCAAAACCGUGUUUCUAGCUAGGCUUUUAGCCCCCAACUCAAGGCAAUUGGGUACAACCCAAAACCGUGUUUCUAGCUAGGCUUUUAGCCCUCAACUCAAGGCAAUUGGGUACAACCCAAAACCGUGUUUCUAGCUAGGCUUUUAGCCCCCAACUCAAGGCAAUUGGGUACAACCCAAAACCGUGUUUCUAGCUAGGCUUUAGCCCCCAACUCAAGGCAAUUGGGUACAACCCAAAACCGUGUUUCUAGCUAGGCUUUUAGCCCCCAACUCAAGGCAAUUGGGUACAACCCAAAAGGAACUAGCGUUUUGGGUCCUGUGGGAAACGCUGGUCUACAAAACAGUUAUUAAUCAAAAUGCGAUAAGAGCACACAGGUGUUGCGACCCUGUAGAUGGGAUCCGGUGUUCCUGGCUCACUCUGAUUCAUAUAUUCAUCAUAUGAGAGAUAGAAACACACUCACUUCCAAUGGCUCUGAGCUGCUGCUGGAGAUGGACGUAUGUACAUAUGUAAAAAACGAUAGGAAGAUGAAAAACACUGAGAUUGAUGCUGUAUUUAUUCAGAUCGACUGUGUGGUCUUCAGCAGAACUUCAUGCAUGUGUACAGUAUAUGUACAGUGUACUGUUACACUUGUUACACAUACACACCUAAUUGGGCUGCAAUGUGGGAACUUAUUGAUUACAUUUGGGUCUAGUUCUUUCGAGUGUUUUCUGGUCAAUAUAGUCCUACUCCGCAAGUAUACCCAAGUCAUGCAAUGCACCAUGUUUGCACAAUAUAUGCCCUUUUCAUUCAUUUGUAUGAGUUAAUACUUCUAUCACAUUAUAUGUAUUGAUUUAGGAUUACCAUGACUAUCUUUAUUUUGUCUUUACGAGCGGUGCAAUAUUUGCUUGGAGGUAAUUUAGCCUCUUUUGUGUUUUCUCUUUCACUGGAAAGCAAUUUACCUUUGUUAUUGAAUUACAAUGCUGUUGUCGUUUGUGUAUAUAUUCUUAAUAUAAAAUACCAAAUGCAACCAACAA
Oncorhynchus gorbuscha (pink salmon) is the source of this 2110-nucleotide messenger RNA. RefSeq names its product FUN14 domain-containing protein 1-like. Gene Ontology annotation, cellular component: mitochondrial outer membrane. NCBI's taxonomy places the organism in Eukaryota, Metazoa, Chordata, Actinopteri, Salmoniformes, Salmonidae. The transcript is spliced from 5 exons. Gene Ontology annotation, biological process: autophagy of mitochondrion. The record is from RefSeq and is a predicted model, not a curated record. Bases 54 to 512 code for a protein of 152 amino acids.